AUGACACAGGUGCAGGAGAGUGGGUGUCUGAGGCUGCACCUGACGCAGCUCAAAGCGGCUCCUGCCUUCAGCGGGCUGCACGCCCACACUGGUAUGUGGAGACAGAGUUGGAAAGUGUCGGGAUGUGGACAUGGCGUUCCUGAUCCUGGAGGCGGGCCUGGGGUCUGGAGGCUGGGACCCCAAGAGGCCGUGGCCCAGGAGCGGUGGAAACUGGGAGAAGAGAAGAAAGCACUUGAGAGAUUUAACAGCUCCAGACUGAAUCUGGAGACUCUGGCUGACUUGGAGAAGGUUCAAAGAUGGGGAGAGAGGUGACUGAAAUGCAGAGUCCCCCCUAGGGCACGUGAGCCCAUGGUUAAGCCGCAGCCCCAGGCCCAGCUGGAGUCUGUGGACCUGGAGAUGCUCCUGAAGGCAGCCGCCGAGAGCCAGGAGGCCCUGAUUGGCAAGUACCUGAUAGAUGGAAGGGACCCCAGUGCCCAUGACAAGCUGCACCACGCCACCUUGCACUGGGCCUGUCCGAAGGGUCAUGGCCAGCUCGUGACCAAGCUGGUGGAGGCAGGUGCCACUGUGGACGCUUGCGACUUGCUGGACAGGACGCCGGUGUUCUGGGCCUGCUGUGGACGACACCUGGACAUCCUCAAACAGCUGCUUAACCAGGGAGCCCAGGUCAACGCCUGCGACAGGAUCUGGAGCACCCCCCCGCACAUGGCUGUGCACACGAGACACUGUGACUGCCUGGAGCAUCGUCGCAUGUGGACCCACACUGAUGCCCAGGAUGAGGAAGGGGACACAGCUGUGCAUGAGGCUGCGUGGCAUGGCCACUACAAAGCCACGCAGGGGCUGCUGCUCUGUGUGGCCAAGCUAAAAGAACUGAUCCAGGGCCCUCGUUCCCAGGCUUCGGGGACCCCGGGGCAGCUGGUGCGAGACAGGCAGCGGGGCAUAUGGGAAGCACUACAGGCCCCCCACGGGACACCCUCGCACCCGCACCCUUCUGUGGUCCUCGUCCCUCUGGCCAGCCCCGCCCAGCAGGUGACAGAGGGUCAGCGAGGACUUGCUCCCCGCCACGCUGUGCUCCAGGAAGGGCUGACACGGGGAACCCCAGGGAAGCCGGACACAAAGUGGGUCCUCAGCAGCCCAGGUUGGAGCAACACCGAAGAGUCCUAA
This is a messenger RNA of Odobenus rosmarus divergens (Pacific walrus), 1161 nucleotides long. RefSeq names its product ankyrin repeat domain 23 (gene ANKRD23). Gene Ontology annotation, cellular component: ciliary inversin compartment. Lineage: Eukaryota; Metazoa; Chordata; Mammalia; Carnivora; Odobenidae. Gene Ontology annotation, biological process: protein localization to ciliary inversin compartment. The record is from RefSeq and is a predicted model, not a curated record. Gene Ontology annotation, molecular function: protein binding.